Exophiala mesophila is the source of this 3300-nucleotide messenger RNA. RefSeq lists its product as uncharacterized. Bases 1 to 3300 code for a protein of 1099 amino acids. Gene Ontology annotation, biological process: replication fork reversal; interstrand cross-link repair; double-strand break repair via synthesis-dependent strand annealing. The record is from RefSeq and is a predicted model, not a curated record. The transcript has a single exon. Gene Ontology annotation, molecular function: 3'-5' DNA helicase activity; four-way junction DNA binding; ATP binding. NCBI's taxonomy places the organism in Eukaryota, Fungi, Ascomycota, Eurotiomycetes, Chaetothyriales, Herpotrichiellaceae.
AUGGACUUUAUCGAUGACGAAGCCGAGUCAACUUCUGAGAGUGAAAUCCUUGUUCCUAGUUCUCAGACAGACGACAUUCCUCGGUCGCGAAAGCGCCGCCGCACUGACAGCUCGGUCGGUGAGAGCGACUAUGACUUACCCUCUAGCUAUGUUGAAGUCGACGAGCUCAAUGAGAAUCUGGGAGUGCGGAAAUCAAAGUAUGAAGAUCACAUCCAUGUUCCUCUCGCAGAAGAUCAGGCCGGCAACACUUUUGUGACCCAGUUAACACAACAACAAUUCUCAUCUCCUUCCAGGAUCAGAGGGCCUCGAUGGAUGAAACCAAAGCAGAAUGCAAACCCGUCCCCAGGCCCUUCACCAGACAAAAUUCCAGCGCCACAAACCACCAUUAUCGACGAGUUUGAUGACGAUGACGAUGAUGAUCUUGCCUUGUUGGAAGCGUUCGAGAAUGCUACCGCAACAUCGGCAAUACACAAGAGUCGAAUGGAUGGAGCCGCUCAAACCUCCUCCAACACUCGAGCACCUCUCCAGAAAUCCAAUUCAUUCCGCCAGACUACACUUCAUGGCUUGCACACCACCCAGCAGCCGGCAGCGUUGAAUCAAACGCAGUCAAGGGCCCCCAACUGGCCUAUGUCCAACCGCAAUGAGCCCCCUACACAUCACCAAAUCAACCGCGAAGCCAUGAAAACCUGGGUCUACCCUACAAAUCUAGGCCGCAUCAGAGACUACCAAUAUAACAUCGUUCAUAAGAGCCUAUUCAACAAUCUCCUCGUCGCCCUUCCUACCGGCCUCGGCAAAACAUUCAUUGCUGCCACCGUCAUGUUAAACUGGUUCCGUUGGACUAAGGAGGCUCAGAUCGUCUUUGUCGCGCCUACUAAGCCCCUAGUCGCACAACAAAUCGAUGCCUGUUUCAACAUUGCUGGCAUUCCCCGAUCCACAACGACAAUGCUCACCGGCGAGGUCUCACCUGCCCUUCGUGCAGAGGAGUGGCAGGAAAAGCGUGUCUUUUUCAUGACCCCACAAACACUAAUCAACGAUUUGAAGAAUGGCAUGUGCGACCCCAAGAAAAUUGUGCUUGUGGUGGUGGACGAAGCCCACAAAGCUACCGGUAAUUUUGCCUACGUCGAAGUCGUCAAGUUUUUGCGACGAUACAAUUCAAGCUUCCGCGUACUCGCGUUAACCGCAACGCCCGGUUCGACAGUGGAAGCAGUUCAAGCAGUCAUAGACGGUCUUGGUAUCGGUAGAGUCGAGAUCAGGACAGAAGACUCGUUGGAUAUUCGCCCAUUCGUUCACUCAAAAAAUGUCCAGCUGGAGGUUUUUGACUAUUCGGAUGAAAUCACCAUGGCCUUGGAGAUGUUCUCUGCUGCGACUCGUCCACUGAUGACCAAGCUUUGCUCACAAAACGCAUAUUGGUCCAGUGACCCAGAGAAGAUUACUCUCUUUGGUCUCAAAAAGGCUUGGGAAGACUGGUCAAGGUCAGAGGCUGGCAGAAAUGCUGGCUUCCCGGUCAAAGGUAUGCUGCGAGGCAUUUUCACGCCCUUGAUGAGUCUGGCUCACAAUCUGGAACUUCUCAAAUAUCAUGGAAUCGGUCCUUUCUUCAACAAGAUGCGGACAUUUACCGAAGGGGCGUCUUCCGGGGGAAAAUACCACAAACAACUUGCCGAGGACGAAAACUUCGUAAAGCUGAUGAAUCGACUUCGAAGCUGGAUGGCCAACCCUGACUUCGUUGGUCAUCCAAAACUGUCACACCUCAAAACUGUUGUGCUCAAUCAUUUCAUGGACGCCGCAAAUGGGCAGAGCGAGACACAAAAGUCAACCCGAAUUAUGAUCUUCACCCAUUACAGAGACAGUGCUGAGGAGAUUGUCCGAGUUCUCAAAAGACACCAACCAAUGAUCAAGCCUCAUGUUUUCGUGGGACAGUCCGGAACUAAAGGGUCGGAAGGCAUGGACCAGAAAACUCAACUCGACAUUGUCAAUAAAUUCAAAGCUGGCACGAUUAAUACGAUCGUGGCCACCUCUAUUGGCGAAGAAGGUCUUGAUAUCGGUGAGGUUGACAUGAUCGUGUGCUACGACUGCCACAAAUCACCCAUUCGAAUGCUACAGCGCAUGGGACGAACAGGCCGCAAAAGGGCCGGAAUCAUUGUUCUCUUGCUGAUGCGAGGCAAGGAAGAGAAUGACUAUUACAAAGCAAAAGACAAUUAUGAGAAGAUUCAGGGCAAGAUUGAGGAUGGAAGGGACUUUCAAUUCCAUGAAGAUCUUUCUCCUCGAAUUGUACCCAAAGAUAUUGUUCCUGUGGUGGACAAGUGCGUGGUCGAGAUUCCAGCUGAAAACACCCAAGGGGGCUCAAUCGAACCCAGGAAGAGAAAACCCAAGAACGCCAAAAAGCCAGCGAAGAAAUUUCACAUGCCAGAUGGCGUUGAAACCGGUUUUGCGUUCUUGGGAAACGGCAAAUCCGCAGAUCGCAAAUCGAAACAAGAGCCGAAAAUGGUGAAAACAACGAGAGACAUUGAGAUUGCCAAUGUUCCACCUAUGAAGGAGGUCUUGUUAACCGAGGCCGAGGAAAUGCAGCUCGAAUUACAAUAUGUUCGAGUGGCGGGCACUGCUGAUCAAUAUACCCAGCGAAUAAGGAUGGGAGAGUUUCCUCAUCAGCAACGGAGGCUGGGGAAGACGGAUGCAAUCAGGCACUCUCGGACGACCAGAAGGUUGGUACAGGCAUUCAAGAAAAUGACAAGCACAUCUCAUGAUUGGGAACGACCAUCGAGAUGCGAUGUCUUUGAUCUACCCCAAGAAGCAGACUCGGAGACACAAGACGACUCUUCUGAGAGUCAGAAAGUGAAAGUCAAAGCGACGGGAAGUAAGGCGAGGGCGAGGGCGAGUGCGACUAAACGUCAUAGCAAUGCAUCACGCACAGCCCCCUCAUCUACCAAGAAAAGAUCACUUCCCCAUAUCAUUGACGACGAUGAGGAUGAGGAUGAUCUAGACGGUUUCAUCGUCGAUGAUGACUACGAUUCGACCGAGCACCAGACAAUCACAUCUCACAAAAAAGACAAAAGCACCAAAUCUCGGCCUAACCGGCACAUGGAAGAUCCUCCUUUAAUUGCCUCCCAGGAAAGCAUUGGAUUUCACGAUGGAGAUGAUAUGCCUGACCUAGCAGCGAUCAUCACCAGACGUCACACAGAUACCAUCCAAAAAAGCAAAGACAAUUCAUCUGCAAAAGGCACUUGUUGUCACGCACCGGCACCAGGAAGAUCGAGGCGAAUCGUGGAUAGUGAUGAUGUGGACGAAGAAGACUCAAUGCUAUAG